GAGAAGAAAAUGUCGAGACCUCGUUAUGAUUGGUCAAAGCUUUGUCACGAUCUUUUGCGAUCAAUACUUGAAAGGUUAAACUGUAAGGAUUAUCAUCAAGCGAGAACCGUGUGCUCGAACUGGUAUACAGUUUCCACAACUUGUAAGCGACCUCUGUAUCCAUGGCGAAUCUUAUUCAACGCCGACUCUAUUUUAUUCUUCGAUCCGGGAGAAGACAAGUCCCACAUAAUCCAACAUCCCGGAGCCGAGUUUUCAGAAAGGUAUGUACUUGCUAGCUGCAGCAAUUGGUUCUUGAUGGUUGAUUCUGGUCUAGGUUUCUAUCUUGUAAACGUGUUCACUCGCGAGAGAAUCGAUCUCCCAUCGAUGGAGACAUUUAUUCUGGGAAAAGAGAGAUCCGACAAACAAGUUGUGUGGAAACUUUUUAUCGAGCGUACGGACAUGGUCUCUUGCCAGAAACAGGCUUGUCUUUGGAUAAAUGAGAGAACAGGGGACUAUGUUGUAGCUUGGAGUGUCAAACAACACUAUUUGUUCACAUGCAAGAAAGGAGAUGAUUCAUGGUCGAGUCUCCAAGGUAUAAAGUGUGUUUCUAUGGCGUUUGAUAAGGAUUACAAGCUUUAUGUGUACACAAAAGAUAACAGCAUCAAGGUUUUUGAUAUAUCUGGUGAUUCCCCUGAUGAGAUUGUCCAAGGGAAUCCGUAUCGUAACCAUCUGUUUGACCUCCGCUCUGUUUUAAAACGUGGGGAGUGCGGUUGGAAGCAGAGAAUAUCGGUUACGAACUCUGGAGAGGUUUUGAUGGUCGUGAGCUUAAAAGGGUUAGAAAAUAAACCUUUGUUUUACAUCUAUAAGAUGAAUUUGGGAAGUUGUAAUUGGGAACGAGUAGAUUCUCUCGGUGGUGAGAUGUUGAUAUUUGGUCAUGGGGUCACAAUUAGAGCACCUAUCAAAGAUAUUGAUGGUUCGGGUAUCAAGAAUGAUUCAAUCUGUUUCCGCAGUAAUGAUCUUUGGCCAGUUUUAGGUACAGAACGUAAUUGCGGUGUGUUCGAUCUUGCCACAAGUACAAUCGUAAUGCCUAACUCACUUUCGUCCCCGGAGAGUUUCUGGUUUGUUCCGGGAUAUGCUUAAAGGCUUUGUUUAGGAGAUUGGUUUCUCAUUUGGUCUAAGUCUAAAGAUUCAGCAAAGCCAACUUGCCCAGUUGUUUCUUUUGGGCUACUUUUGUCUGUGGAUUUACAUAUAUUUCUAAGUAUUGUGAUGGUUGUAAGCUUGAUUUUUCGUAUUAAGGUAUCUUUAUUUUGCGGAUUAACGUGAUGUUUCUAGGGAAAUUUGUGGUUUAAUGAAUCUUUGGUUAAUAAAAAAA
Messenger RNA from Capsella rubella, 1351 nucleotides. Its product is annotated as putative F-box protein At2g33200. Bases 10 to 1119 code for a protein of 369 amino acids. NCBI's taxonomy places the organism in Eukaryota, Viridiplantae, Streptophyta, Magnoliopsida, Brassicales, Brassicaceae. Gene Ontology annotation, molecular function: protein binding. The transcript has a single exon. The record is from RefSeq and is a predicted model, not a curated record.